Molecule: messenger RNA, 2217 nt
Organism: Aureobasidium vineae
Lineage: Eukaryota; Fungi; Ascomycota; Dothideomycetes; Dothideales; Saccotheciaceae
Source: the annotation of a GenBank genome assembly
AUGCCUCUCCGCCUUCGAGUCGAUGGGACCGUCUUCCGUGAUGGCCACAAUCGCGAGGUUACUAUACACGGAAUCAACGUCGCCGGCGAUGCUAAAUACCCUCUGAACCCGGACCAAUGUUCGCAUAUCAAGGACAAGUUCUUCGAGGGCGAUGACGUCUCUUUCGUCGGCCGACCUUUUGGCCUCGAAGAAGCCCAUACGCAUUUCGACCGUUUGAAGAGAUGGGGAUACAAUACGAUUCGUUACAUCUAUACUUGGGAGGCCAUCGAGCACGCUGGUCCUGGAAAGUACGAUGAAGAAUGGAUCCAGCAUACCAUCAAGGUUUUGCGCUUGGCCAAGAAGUACGGCUUCUACGUCUUCAUGGACCCCCACCAAGAUGUCUGGUCGAGGUAUACCGGUGGCUCAGGUGCUCCCAUGUGGACCAUCUAUGCCUGUGGUUUGAACCCUCAGGCUUUUCUCGCAACUCAGGCUGCUUUUGUCCAAAAUACAUGGCCGAACCCUGCCGAUUUCCCUAAGAUGGUCUGGGCUACCAACUACCAGCGCCUUGCUUGUCAGACUAUUCUCACUCUCUUCUUUGCUGGCAAAGAGUUUGCUCCCAAGGCUGUGCUGGAUGGCAUGAACAUCCAAGACUAUCUCCAAGGCCACUUUCUAGACGCUAACAAGAUUCUGGCCCAGCGCAUCAAAGAAGCAGGCGACCUCGAACAUGACGUUGUUAUCGGAUGGGAGAGCAUGAACGAACCGAACAGAGGCUACAUUGGCUGGGAAGAUCUGUCCAAAUGGCCAGCAGACCAAAACUUGAAGAAGGGCCCUACACCAACAGCCUUCCAGUCUAUGCUUACUGGCCUCGGCAGGGCUGUAGAGCAAGACACUUUCGAUUUCGGUAAUUUCGGUCCUUACAAGUCUGGCAGUGAGCUCGUCGACCCUAAGGGAGAAAUUGCAUGGCUACCCGCAGGAUACGACGACUCACGCUACGGCUGGAAGAGAGACCCCGGAUGGAAGCUAGGUGAAUGUCUCUGGGCUCAGCACGGAGUCUGGGAUCCCAAGAACGACAAGCUGUUGAAGAAAGACUAUUUUUCAAAGGUGCCUGUCUCGGGCGAGACAAUCACACACGAGUACUACACCAACAACUUCUGGUUGAAUCACUAUCGCGCAUACAGGGAUACGAUCAGAAGCAUCUUUCCUGACACAAUCAUGUUCUGCCAGUCUUCGCCAUUCGAGGUGCCACCGUCAAUUAAGGGCACCAAGGAUGACGAUCCGCAGAUGGUCUUCGCGCCUCACUUCUAUGACGGUAUCACCCUCAUAACAAAGAAAUGUCCUGCCUUUGCGGUCAAACUCGGAGAGAGUGCUAUCAGAAACUGCUUCCGCGACCAACUCAAAUAUCUGCGCGAAGAGGGUGAAGAGAAGAUGGGUCCUCGUCCUACAGUCUUCACCGAGAUUGGUAUCCCGUACGACAUGGACGACAAGCACGCGUACAAGACCGGCAAUUAUACCAGUCAGACGCUCGCAAUGGACGCGAACCAUUUCGCACUUGAGGGCUCCGGAGUAGCGGGUUUCACGCUUUGGACAUACGUACCGUCAAACAACCACUACUGGGGCGACAACUGGAAUGGCGAGGACUUGUCCAUCUACUCUGUCGACGACAAGCAAUUACCGACAUCUCCUGAGGUCGACAGUGCAACAUACAACCCAGAGUCGCCAUCGUAUUCAGAAGGUAGAACAUCCGGAGACGCAUCGGUCAGCCCAUCAAUACUGAAGCGCACGUUAUCUGUAGAUCGAAUGAGCGCCUCGAAAACACCUUCCAUCAAUUCAGAUGGCGUCGGCAUGCGUGCAGCUGAAGCCUACGUACGACCAACUCAGACAGCGACACACGGGCGCGUUGUGUCUCACGGCUUCGACCUCAAAAACUGCGUCUUCCAUCUGACCCUCUCGGCGCCCAGCUCGACAUCCGAAGAUGCGCCUACCGAGGUCUUCUUGCCAGAAUACCACUUCCCGCAGGGCAAGACCGAAGUCGAGGUGCUUGGAGGAAAGUGGAAGAUCAGUGUAGAUGAGACGGAGGGUGCAUCACAGCAAGUGCUGAGAUGGUGGCAUGCAGCAGGUGAGCAAAAGUUGACUGUCAGGGGUCUCAAGAGACGGCAGGGUACAGCGAUUGGACAUGAAGCCGAAGCAGGGUAUCUGGACCAGUGCAAAGAGACGGGCAAGGCUUGCGUUAUGAUGUAG